Messenger RNA from Sphaeramia orbicularis (orbiculate cardinalfish), 1031 nucleotides. RefSeq names its product clarin 2 (gene clrn2). Lineage: Eukaryota; Metazoa; Chordata; Actinopteri; Kurtiformes; Apogonidae. The record is from RefSeq and is a predicted model, not a curated record. The coding region runs from base 172 to 873 and encodes 233 amino acids. The transcript is spliced from 4 exons.
GGUUAAUUCAUCCUGAAUAAAGAGCAGUGAGUGGAAUAGAGGAGAGCAGACACGGAGGCGCAGGGCACGGAUAGGGUUUCUCCCGAAUAAACUCAUGGUGAUUGCCCGGUGCGCACCGCGGUCGCUGCCCGGCGUCGUGUGUCUGUCCUUGGGGCACCAUGGGCGCAUAAGAUGCCUUCUCUGUGGAAACGGAUAACGUUCUCUGUGGCCUCGGUUCUCUGUAUCGGCUCUCUGGUCCUCUUGGUCGUGGCCCUAUCCACGGAGCGGUGGAUCACCGGGCGGAUCCUGUGUAAAACUGGGGCAGAAAUAGUGAACGCAUCCCACCCGGAGCUGGAGCAGUUCACCGGAGACAUUUACUACGGACUGUUCCAGGGAGGGAAGACCAAGAGGUGCGGACUGGGCAGGAGGCACUCCAAAAUCUACAUUUUUCCAAAGCUUGUGCGGACGUUGAAUGGCGGCCUUCACAUGAUGGUGAUCCUCUUCCUGCUGGUGGCUAUUGGCUUUGCCACUGUCAGUCUGUCCUUCUGUAUUUAUAAUGCUCGUAAGGUUCCUUACCAGAGCAUCAAAGGGCACAAAGGACUCUACCUGUGGAACUGCAUUGCUGCCUCUUUCGGGUCCCUGGGGGUGCUUUGUUUCCUGGCUGCUAUGAAGCACCAUAAUCUAACUGAGCGAGUGGCCAACUACGGGGAGAACCUCUUUGUCCUUGUCAUCUUGUCCGACAGCCUGGACAUGUCCUUCUGGCUCGGUGUGGCGAGCAUUGGGACUCAUUUCGCUGUCUGUGGAGUGGUCGCCAUGAGUCGCAUCAAACUGCCCAAACCUGAGAUCAAAAAACCUGAGGAGCCCACCAUCUCUGCCCUGGACAUGCUCUACUGAACAAUUCAGACAGCUUCACAGUAGCACUUAUUUUUGAUAUGGUCAGCCACUGAUGGACCAGGACAACACAGAUGUCGGACUGAUCCAACAGGCACUAUGACUACAGAGACUAUGUUUACUGUAGCUCAGAGUUGACACAGGAUUUUCCAACAUCAUAA